AUAGCGAACUUUCGGCAACACUACUUGAACAGAAAUAGUUCCCAUUAAUGUUAUUGUUUUGAAUUCUUGUUUUCUUUUCUUUGGAAUUUGAUAUGAGAAUGACUCUUAUUUCCUUUUGCCUAUUUGAAUAGAAAGGCUAGAAGCAAACGUCUGUGUCUUUGAGAUUGCUUUCUAAAAAUACAAAAAGCUAAUGUUUUACAAAAGUAAAUAUAUGAAUAUCAAAUUAUUCCUCAUAAUACUAUCGAGUUCUAGAACAUUAAUGGCAAGACCCCAGGUAGCUCUGAUGUCCAUACAUUUCAAAUGCAGAGGUGGGACUUACCCUCGGUCAAAUGUACUAAGAUUUAUUGUUCCUGAUGAUAAGGUCAGCUGGUCUACUGAGUAUACCAGUUACAAACCUCCUAAUUAUACUGAACCAGGGCUUACAGGGAAACCAUGGGCAGAUCCUGACAUUGGUAAUGGUACAUUUCAACCAAAAUGGAAUAGUAUGGAUGGAAAAAUAAGUAGAAAAAGUUACAUGGGUGACUACCAAAUUGUCAAUGGUUAUCCACUUAAUCCCAUUGGCCGCACUGGAAUUUGUGGACGUGGAAUCCUUGGUCGGUGGGGACCAAAUCAUGCAGCAGAUCCAGUGGUUACACGAUGGAAGAGAUUGGAGUCAGGGGAGUUAGUUCAUGACGACAAUGAUAAACCAAUACUUCAGUUUGUAGCUAUCAAACGAGGAGACACUGGAGAGUGGGCCCUGCCUGGUGGCAUGGUUGAUCCUGGAGAAAAAGUAACCACCACAGCUGUCAGGGAAUUCCAAGAAGAAGCUAUGAAUGCUUUAGUCAUGUCUAAAGAGGAAAGAGAAGAAUGGACAAAAAAGUUUGAAAAGUUCUUUAGUGAAGGAGAAGUUGUUUACGAGGGAUAUGUGGAUGACCGUCGCAAUACUGACAAUGCAUGGAUGGAAACUGUGGCUUACAAUUUCCAUGACGACAGUGGAUCUGUUGUUGGAGCCCUAAAUCUACAUGCUGGGGAUGAUGCAGUGGGGGUAAGAUGGGUUGAUGCAACCCCAAACAUUAGUUUAUAUGCCAGCCAUGACUCAAUUUUGAAAGAAGUCGUAAAUCGGCAUUUGGGGAUUGGUAAGUUAAGGUAGUUUUUGUUAAAACAGUGUCAUUUUAUUUGUGCCUCAUUUUUAGUAUUACAAACACCAUACACAGUGAAUUCUAAGUUGUAGGUACUUAAUAAAAUUCAAAUAAAUUAAAAUGCUUUAAAAAAAUGCAGUUUAUUAAGUCAUAAUAUAUAAUAUACUCAGAUAUCCAUCACAAGUUUCCAAAUACACAUGUAAAAAUAUUGCAUCUUAUCUGAUAACAAUAUAAAAAUUUCGUUUUUUCAUAACAUUUCUGUUGAUGAUCACCUGAAUCUAUCACAUAUUGCACCCAUUCAUCCCCCUUUACAUCAUAAUUAUACACAAUUAUGCAUAAUAACUAUUAUUUUAUCCUAAUUUACUGCUACCAUUACGGAGUACAGUGGAUUCAUUGAAAUAAAGGUUAAAUUAAUAUUUUUACUCAACAAAUUAUAACGUUAUUAUUGGCAACCUGUCUAAUGUUCCUUGCUUUUAUGAAUGACAUGAAAUUUAGAUUUCAUCAGUGUGUAUUAUCUGCAGACUUUCAAAA
Molecule: messenger RNA, 1649 nt
Organism: Amyelois transitella
Lineage: Eukaryota; Metazoa; Arthropoda; Insecta; Lepidoptera; Pyralidae
Product: ADP-ribose pyrophosphatase, mitochondrial
Exons: 4
Coding region: 191-1129 (312 amino acids)
Molecular function (GO): ADP-ribose diphosphatase activity
Source: RefSeq, a predicted model, not a curated record